GCUGGGCUCCCCCAGACCCGCACGCCCUACCCAGGUUCCGCCUAGGGCCUUCCUCAUCGCAGGAGGCCUGAGCGGGGACCCAGCGCACCCCCCCCCCAAGCCGGGCGGCCCCGGCUCCUCAGGCCGCGGGCUCGCUCGAGCGCCUCACCCGUCAGCCUCGGGCUGCUCCUUCCGCGGCCCCGCCGCCGCCAGCAAGUCGGGCCGAGAGCCGCGCCGCCAGCGAUGACUCGAGCGGGCUGCCUGGGACUUUCGGCUCAGGCUUCCCAGCCCUCCUCGGCCCCCUCCGCCAAGGCCCAACCCCGCCGCUCAGAACCGCGUCCCAAUUACCUAGUUAGGCCCCAAAGUCUCCGGUCCGGACUCGGUGGCGCGACGGCAACUUCCACUGGCUCCCCCCACCCCCCCCAGCGGCGGCGGCGGCGGCUUGUCGUCCCUUCAAUUAUCAGCUGAGCCGCAGCACCGCGCGGCCGUGCGCCUCCGCCCGCGCCGCCUCCCUCCCCGCCUGCUCCACUCCAGCCAGGGACUACUUUGCCCUAAGGCUCCGGCCUGCGGGAUCUUCCGCAGGACCAGCCCCGCUACCUAUUUACAGCCCAACACAUGGCCCCUCCCUCUCCAGCGCUCUAACUCUGGUCGGCGAGCAGCCUCCAGUCUCCUUCCGAUCCCUUCGAGGGACCAGGAAGGGGACUGUGGCGCUCUACUUGGUAUCCCUCCGCUGGGGUCACCCCCGCCCCUCCGCGCUAGCAGGAACUAAAUUCCACUUCGGGUCACCCAGGACCUGAUUGUAGAAAUUUCACAAAGCAGCCUUCCUUGUGGCCCCGGUAAAGAAAAUCACCACCCCAAGUUAAAACCCCCACUGCCAACUCAAAAGCGGGCUUCGCUUUAAACUGGGGCUGCGGCCCCCUGACCCCUGUCAAGCCCCGCCCCUUCCUGGUUGUCUUAGCGACGGCGGUGGCGUCCCAAGAUGGCGUCGUGGCUGCCGGAGACUCUGUUUGAAAUUGUAGGACAAGGCCCGGCGCCGAGCAAAGACUAUUACCAGUUGUUGAUCACCCGGUCUCAGAUCAUCUUUAGAUGGUGGAAGAUUUCUCUGAGAAGUGAGUUUCGGUCAGCAAAGCCUGGAGAGACAAAGGAAACCCAUGAAGAUUUCUUAGAGAACUCUCAUCUUCAAGUACAAGUCGCCUUAAUAUUUGGUGCAAGAAUAUUAGACUAUGUCUUCAACCUGUGUGAAGGUAAAUUUGACUACCUGGAGCGGCUCUCAGACAAACUGCUGAUAAAGAUCAUCUGCUACCUGGACCUUGAAGAUAUUGCCAGGCUCGCUCAGACAUCAAGCAGGUUCGCAAAGCUGUGCAAGUCUGAUUCACUGUGGGAGCAGAUAGUUCAGUUGGCCUGUGACACCAUCACCCCCGACAUGCGGGCCCUGGCGAAGGACGUGGGCUGGAGACAGGUGUUCUUCACCAACAAGAUCCAGCUCCAGAGGCAGAUUCGCAGGAAGAAAAGACAGGGAAAGCAGGAGAAGAAGCAUGCUUAGGGGCCAGCUGUCCCCAUCAGUGGGGCCACAGAUGGUACUUCUCUUCAGAUCUAAAUUUCAUUCUCUUUUAUCAACAAUUGUUGCUGAUUCCAGGAAUCACUUGAAAAUCACAUUUUGUACACACACACACACACACACACACACACACACACACACACACAU
Messenger RNA from Peromyscus eremicus (cactus mouse), 1684 nucleotides. It is a transcript of the gene Fbxo36, whose product is annotated as F-box protein 36. Lineage: Eukaryota; Metazoa; Chordata; Mammalia; Rodentia; Cricetidae. Gene Ontology annotation, molecular function: protein binding. The transcript has 4 exons. The record is from RefSeq and is a predicted model, not a curated record. The coding region runs from base 959 to 1522 and encodes 187 amino acids.